AUGAUUCAUGCACGAGAACCGUUAGCAGAAUUUUGGCGUGUAAAUGAGACAGAAGUACCCAAGUUUUUAAGUAAUGAAGCAACAUUAUCAGUGGUGGAUCAAAUCUUACAAGAAGAAAUACUAAAUAAGCAUGAUUCAAUUUUCGGAGGAUCUGUUAUAAAUGCAAAAGCAAAUCAAAUUUAUGUCUAUACGAUAGAUACCAAUAAGGCCAAUGUUAUUAUAAGCAAUUCAAAAGAAAUUGAUCCAUACAGGGAUUUAUUGAUAGUUUUAAAUGUACGCAAUUCCUUUUCUCUAUCAAAAGGAAAUUUUGAUAAAAUAGUGACGCAAGCACGAACAAAAAAAUAUUUCUUACAAGGCGUAACAAUUUACAUUGAUAUUUUGAGAAAUAAUGUAGUUGUAUAUUUGGGAUCUACUGAAAGAAAAGAAUAUGAAAAAUUUGUAAAGGCUAUCAGUAAAUUUAACCCAAUUAUAGAAUACCCGGACCGACCUCCACUUUAUAAAAAACCUCGUAAGAUAAAUGAUAAUGAACCCUUAAAUGAGGAGAUUAUUUUUCAUGAUAGGGCUAAUCAUUAUUCAGCAAAUUUUAAGGCAAGAGGAGCAAGUAAUGAUUACUUGUAUCCACAUGAUGGUAAACAUAAUAUACAAUCUCGUAACUUAGAUAUUGUAUUCUUUAAUGGAGAUAGGAUUUACAAUUCUCGUGGGGGCUGUACGGUGGGUUUUAGGGCAAGAAAUGCAACCGUAGAUUAUUUAGUAACCGCGGGGCAUUUUAUUUUUUUAACCGGUCAUCUUAAAAGUUAUUAUAUGAAUGUAAUAUUUGAUAGAGAAGUUAAGCAGGUUCAUGUUGGUACUGCAGCACAAUAUAAAAUGAAUUCUGAACAUGGUUUAAUCAAAAUACGGCAUCAAGAGAUCAAGCACUCGGCGAAUAUAAUACAUCGUGAAUCUAUUGAUCCAAAUAAUCCUAGAUCAGACAAGAGAGUUGUUAAAGAACUAUUCGUUGCAGGCCAUAAAGAUUUGCGGAGUUAUGGAGUUCAUAUAUGUAAAGCUGGCUACGUCACAGGAACUCUCUGUGGGGAAAUUAUAGCGUUAAAUGGUAUUCAGAUUGGUGUUAUUAAUGGCGAACUUCAAUUUUCACCGAAUUUAUACGUUGCAAAAUCUAAUAUUCAAGAUUUUAACUUGCCAGGUGAUAGUGGAGGUCCUGGAUUUUCUUAUAUAAGAGAUUUGAAGUGGGUAAGUUUAAACAGUAUAACCGUUGCAAGGAAACCAUUUAUGGCCGCACUUCAACCAUUAGGCUUAAUUUUGGAUGAUACUGCAUUAAAUAUUGUAAAAACUGGUGACAAUUUGUAA
Molecule: messenger RNA, 1344 nt
Organism: Racocetra persica
Lineage: Eukaryota; Fungi; Glomeromycota; Glomeromycetes; Diversisporales; Gigasporaceae
Source: the annotation of a GenBank genome assembly